GGUGGAUGUUCACUAAAGAAGAGAGAAUAAUUGACAUCAAGUCUCAAUCCACUGGAUACACCAGCUGAACCCAUAGCCGGUUCAUUAUCGGCUCUGGACGCACAAUUAGGCGUGGCUACAAGACGACAAGCCACCCUCAAACGAAAAUUAGAUACCAGGAUCUCUUUAUUUUGUGUGUUCUGCAAUAUUAUGGGGACAAUUAUCCUUCUCUCUUUCGUGUAUUUGGAAUUCCAUCUGUAAAGUCUCCCAAAAGCGAUGUGCAGUGAGAAACCAGGCGAUACGAUCUCGGCAUAAACUUUUCCUCACCUCUCUCCAUUUCUAAACGCUCAAAAUCUCCUGCAUAAAAUGCAGAUCAUCUUGUACACAGCUGUAUUAUUUUACCUCAUUAUUUUACCUAUUUUACCUCAAACCUCAGCCAGCGCGGAGCCUAUUGCCAAGUGUCCGACGCAGUGCAAUGUGAGUACCUGUCCGAGCCCCAGCUGCCCUCGCGGCUUCGUACCGGACAGCUGCAACUGCUGCCUGGUGUGCGCCCAGGGAGAGGGAGAGCCAUGCGGCAGUAAGGAUGACCUGCUUUGCGGGGACGGGCUGGAUUGCAAACACCCGGCGGGCAAGCGGCUCUCAAAGAGAGUUUGUCUGUGCAAGUUAAGCCACGAAGUGUGCGGCAGCGACGGGAAGACGUACAGCAGCGUGUGCCAGUUGAGUGCGACCAGCAGGAAGGCUCUGCAGCAGGGACUACCAGGCAUCACCCAAAUCCACAAAGGACCGUGUGAGACCAGUAUAGGUCCUUCAAAUGCUGCCAGUCCCCGGUACAAGUUCAACUUCAUAGCUGACGUUGUGGAGAAAAUCGCUCCUGCUGUGGUCCACAUUGAACUUUUUCUGAGGCAUCCUCUCUUUGGUCGGAAUAUCCCUCUGUCGAGUGGAUCGGGGUUUGUGAUGUCAGAAAAUGGAUUAAUUGUUACCAAUGCCCAUGUGGUUUCCGCUAUCACACCAGUGUCCGGUCAACAGCACCUCAAGGUCCAGAUGCAUAAUGGUGAUGUGUAUGAAGCCAGUAUCAAAGAUAUUGACAAAAAGUCAGACAUCGCUACUAUCAAAAUCAAUCCACAGACAAAGCUGUCUAAUUUGUUUCUGGGCCACAGUGCAGACCUAAGGCCCGGGGAGUUUGUGGUUGCAAUCGGCAGCCCAUUUGCACUACAGAACACUGUCACCACCGGCAUUGUCAGCACCGCUCAGAGAGAUGGCAAGGAGCUGGGCCUCAGGGAUUCAGAUAUGGACUACAUCCAGACAGACGCUAUUAUCAACUAUGGAAAUUCGGGUGGACCUCUUGUCAAUUUGGAUGGCGAGGUAAUCGGCAUCAACACCCUGAAGGUUGCCGCAGGAAUCUCAUUUGCCAUUCCCUCUGACAGGAUUACUCGCUUCCUCAGUGAUUCACUCAGCAAGGACAGCAAAGAUGUAAGAUCAACAAAGAAGCGUUUUAUCGGGAUUACGAUGCUGACCAUCACACCAGCGUUAACAGAAGAGCUAAAACGGCAGAACUCACACUUCCCUGAUGUUACCAGUGGAAUUUAUGUUCAUGAGGUCAUUCCUCACUCACCUGCACAAAAAGGUGGUAUCAAAGAUGGUGACAUUAUUGUGAAACUGAAUGGCAGAUCCUUGAUGACCACAGCUGACCUGCAAGAGGCACUGCAGGAGGAGACAGCCCUGUUGCUGGAGGUCAGGAGGGACAACAAUGACCUUCUCUUCAACAUUGAACCCGACAUCAUUGUGCAGUAGACAUGUGAUGUUUGAAUUACACAAAUCUCUUUAUGUGAAGAACAGUCAUAUGAUGACUCAAUGGAAGUUAUGUGCAGUGGACUGUCUGUCAAGUGCUCAUGUUAACUUAACUGUACCAAUGUACAACAUGGACAGCAUGGUACAAUGCAGUUUUGGUAUCAAAGAUUUACAGCUGUGCCCCUAACAUGUUCAGACCAGGUCACUUUUGCAACAAAAUGGAAAUAUGUACUCCUUCCCCACCCCCACCUCAUUUAAUUUAUGUGAAACACUUGAUUAUUUGACUUUGGUUACACCUUACUCAACCUGUAGACACAUUUACUAAACAAGUACUGAGAGAAUAUGUUCUUAAUGUGAGGUAAUAAUGGUGGUCAGUCAGCAUCUCAUGGUGCAUCACAAAAAUUACAAGACAAAUGCAAAUUGAUGAAGGUUCCUUCCUGUUAAAUAGAUACUUUUGCUGUUAAAUGGAUGAAAUGAUGAUAAUUAAUUCAAGGAAUUCACUCUUAAGCAUUUUUUUUCCUUUUUUAAUUUCCAAAAUAUGACUCGGACAAGCCACUCCAAAAAUCUGCUCCAUGGUUGCUCAUGCAAAAGUAAAGAUCUUGUUGACUGUUUAAUGGCCGGGACAGCAUCCGCAUUGGUUAGCCUGAUGUCAGCAUAGCAACUCAUUUGGCAAUUCUAGGAACAAAGGACUGACUUGUCAUUAGUUGCAUCUAAAGUAGGGAUGUUGCAGUUCAUGGUCAGCAUGUUAACCCCUCAGCCUUGGCAGCACCCUACACCUGACCCUUGCAAGUGAGCCUGACCACCAGGUGCUUGUUGGUCUAUGAAUGAAUGAUAGAUAAAAAAAAAAAUACUGAUAUAUUAUUGAAUAAAGAUGAAGUACAUUUUUAUUCUUGAAUUAUCAUCCUCAACUCUGCUUUUAUCCAUUCAUGUAUGAGUUCAUUCAAGGAGUUUAGAUUAUUCUUGGUAGUAUAGGUCAUAAAAAAAGACUGCACAGUUGCUUUAUGAAGGCCAUCUCUUUGGGUUGAUUAAAUUAAAAAAUUUUAACCUCCUGGUCAACAUACUAUUUGAUACUUGACAGUCCUUCAUAAGCAUAAAUAGUGGAUAUUAUAUUUAACUGUUUGUAAGUUUUAUGACAAGAAGCACCAUUGUGAGAUGUGUGGGACUUUGUGAAACAGUCUGAAUCUGUUAAACUUGCAAUAAAACAUCAUUUGUUUUCAGGAA
Molecule: messenger RNA, 2988 nt
Organism: Acanthopagrus latus (yellowfin seabream)
Lineage: Eukaryota; Metazoa; Chordata; Actinopteri; Spariformes; Sparidae
Gene: htra3b
Product: HtrA serine peptidase 3b
Exons: 10
Coding region: 346-1770 (474 amino acids)
Biological process (GO): proteolysis
Cellular component (GO): extracellular region
Molecular function (GO): protein binding; serine-type endopeptidase activity
Source: RefSeq, a predicted model, not a curated record